AUGCUCCAGAGUGCCGGCGGUUCGGCUACAAUUGGUCUUGGAUAUGGUGUCGUUGGUGAUAUCACAGAGCCUUCUGAGCGUGGAUCAUACAUGGGCAUCCUAGGCUGCGGCCCAAACGUUGCACCUGGCCUGGGACCUGUGCUCGGCGGCGUGCUCGCCGAGAAGGCAGGCUGGCGCUGGAUUUUUGGGUUUCUGGAGAUUUCAGGCGCUCUCAGCCUCGUGCUGAUUGCCGUCCUGCUGCCAGAAACUGGGCGCAACAUUGUUGGCAAUGGUUCCCGCCCUGUCCCUGCCUUGAACAAAAGUCUUCUGCUCCUCUGGCAAGAAAACAGGCAAAGGAAGAUCCCCCUGUCGACCCCCGAAGGAUAUCGCACGGCUGCAUCAGAAGCUGUUUCCCGCAUAGCGAGGUUGAGGAUACCAAAUCCUCUGGGAAGUGUGCAUAUAUUCCUGCAGAAAGAAAGCGCCCCCAUUAUCCUCAUCAAUGGAGUCUUUUACAGCGCAUACUGCUGCCUGCAAGCUUCCCUGUCGUCUCUAUUCAUCACAAUAUACGGGUACAAGGAGUUGGAAGCUGGCUUGAUCUACCUACCAUUUGGCGUAGGAUGCUUUGUUGCGUCCUUACUCUCCAGUAAGUACGAAGGCACUCUUUUCAACAUUUACCCGAAACCCACCCUUUUAUUGUAUCAUCGCCGAAACGUCUGCGUCCCAGAGACUCGCGUUUCCGAUUUUCCACGCCCGUCUACGAAGCAUGGCCUACCUGCUUCCUAUUCCAUUUUUGCUCUUCUUGCGUACGGCUGGGUCCUGGAGUACCACGUGCACCCUUCCAUUCCACUUGUCCUGCAAUUCUUCAUCGGCGGCGCCAUGACCAUUGUGUUCAACGCAUGCGGGACUCUCCACGUCGACCUGCACUCGACACGUCCGUCGACUGCCCAGGCGGCUCUGAAUUUGCUUCGUUGUGCCCUUGCCGCAGGAGAACUUGCGGCAUUACAGCCGCUCAUCGACGCCAUCGGUCCGGGGUGGUGCUAUACCGUGAUUGCCUUGGUGACUGGCGGCGUUGCCGGCGUGUGCGUCUUUAUUCGGAGGCUAGUCUGGAUGCUUUUCGGUGACGCUCCGUGCACCCAAGGGCAUGACGUUCGCCAAUCAAGAGCACAAUCCUUCCUCCGGUCAUUCAAGAUUGAGGACGACGUUCCGAGACGAUAUCUAUGCCUCUGA
Messenger RNA from Cladophialophora psammophila CBS 110553, 1206 nucleotides. RefSeq lists its product as uncharacterized. Bases 1 to 1206 code for a protein of 401 amino acids. Gene Ontology annotation, biological process: transmembrane transport. NCBI's taxonomy places the organism in Eukaryota, Fungi, Ascomycota, Eurotiomycetes, Chaetothyriales, Herpotrichiellaceae. Gene Ontology annotation, molecular function: transmembrane transporter activity. The transcript is spliced from 4 exons. The record is from RefSeq and is a predicted model, not a curated record.